Elephantulus edwardii (Cape elephant shrew) is the source of this 957-nucleotide messenger RNA. RefSeq names its product olfactory receptor 1020-like. Gene Ontology annotation, molecular function: odorant binding; G protein-coupled receptor activity; olfactory receptor activity. Lineage: Eukaryota; Metazoa; Chordata; Mammalia; Macroscelidea; Macroscelididae. Gene Ontology annotation, biological process: sensory perception of smell; G protein-coupled receptor signaling pathway. The record is from RefSeq and is a predicted model, not a curated record. The transcript has a single exon. Gene Ontology annotation, cellular component: membrane. The coding region runs from base 1 to 957 and encodes 318 amino acids.
AUGACACCUGGAGAGCUAGCUCUCGCGAGCGGCAACUAUACCCCAGUUACCCAUUUCCUCUUACUGGGCUUCUCCGAUUACCCGGAUCUGCAAGAGCUUCUCUUCGGAGUCUUCCUGCUCAUCUACGCCAUGACCGUGGUGGGCAACCUGGGAAUGAUGACCCUCAUCUUCACAGACUCCCGUCUCCACAGCCCCAUGUAUUUCUUCCUCAGCAUCCUCUCUUUUCUUGACAUCUGCUACUCCUCUGUGGUCACGCCCAAGCUCUUGGUCAACUUUCUGGCCUCGGACAAGUCCAUCUCUUUUGAGGGCUGUGUGAUUCAGCUGGCCUUCUUUGUGAUACACGUCACCACCGAGAGCUUCCUUCUGGCCUCCAUGGCCUAUGACCGCUUCAUGGCCAUCUGUCAGCCCCUCCAUUAUGGUUCUGUCAUGACCAAAGGGACUUGUCUCCAGCUCGUGGCUGCUUCCUAUGCAUUUGGUGGUGCCAACUCUGCUAUCCAGACCGGGAAUGUCUUUGCCCUGCCCUUCUGUGGGCCCAACCAGGUAACCCACUACUUCUGUGACAUCCCCCCGCUCCUGCGCCUCGCUUGUGCCGACACGGCCACAGCAGGGGUCGUCCUCUACCUCUUCUCGGCACUGGUGACCCUGCUGCCUGCUGCGAUCAUCCUCACCUCCUAUAGCCUGGUCUUGGGAGCCAUCGGGAGGAUGCGCACGGCCGCGGGGCGGGAGAAAGCCCUCUCCACGUGUGCCUCCCACUUCCUGGCCAUUGCGAUUUUCUACGGCACCGUGGUCUUCACGUACGUCCAGCCCCAUGGAUCGGCGGACACCAAUGGCCAAGUCGUAUCUGUCUUCUACACCAUCAUCAUCCCCAUGCUCAACCCCUUCAUCUACAGCCUCCGCAACAAGGAGGUGAAGGAUGCCCUGCACAGGAAGCUCCAGGUCAGCAUCUUCCCGAGCUGA